AUGUCUCAAGUCAUUGCAUCUGGAGCAGACCUUAUUGCUCAAACACUCAAGAACCAAGGUGUUCAAGUCAUCUUUGGUAUUGUAGGUAUUCCUGUUGUCGAAGUAGCUGAAGCCUGUGUCGCUGCUGGCAUUCGAUUUAUUGGUUUCCGUAAUGAACAAUCUGCCGCAUAUGCAGCUUCGAUUUAUGGCUACCUCAGUGGUCGUCCUGGUGUAUGCUUGAGUGUAGGUGGCCCUGGUGUGGUGCAUGCGUUGGCUGGCUUGCUCAACUCCAAAAUCAACUGCUGGCCUCUUGUCCUGCUGUCGGGUUCUUGCGAGACAGAUCAGACAGAUAUGGGCGCAUUUCAAGAAUUGGACCAAGUCGAAGCAUGCAGACAGUAUUGCAAAUACAGUGCUCGACCUGCUUCACUGGAACAGUUGCCUUUUGUCAUUGAAAAGGCUUUCAGAACAGCGCUGUAUGGUAGACCCGGUGCUGCAUAUGUGGAUUUGCCAGCUGAUUAUAUCCAAUACCCCAUUACCAACAAGAAGGUGUAUAAUGCUGUUCAAGUCUCUCGUGUACCAAAUUCUCCCAAGUCCAUGUCUGAUCAAACCAACUUGAACGAAGCUGUUGCAUUGCUGAAGAAUGCCAAGAGUCCACUCAUUGUCAUUGGCAAAGGAGCUGCGUAUGCUCGUGCCGAGAAUGAGAUUAGAGCACUCGUUGAAAAGACACAAGCACCCUUUUUACCUACACCCAUGGGUAAAGGUGUCAUCUCAGAUAGUCAUCCAUUGUGUGUUUCAGCUGCUAGAUCGAAAGCAUUGAAAGAUGCCGACGUUGUUCUUUUGAUUGGCGCACGCUUGAAUUGGAUUCUGCACUAUGGACACUCACCUCGCUGGAGCAACAAGGUUCGUUUUAUUCAAAUCGACAUUGCACCUGAAGAAUUGGGCAACAACCGUCAAGACACACUGCCAUUGUUGGGCGACAUUCAGCUCGUUGUUUCUCAAAUCACGCAAGCAUUGAAUGGCAAACUCAACAAUAUCAAAUCUGAUUACGUCUCAGGACUUGUCGACAAAGUAAAGCAAAAUGUGGAAAAGACCAAGCUAGCUGGUAGCAAGGGAUCAGAUAGCGCCAUUUUGAACUAUUCAACUGCCUUUACUGUCAUUAAGAAUCUGCUCCCCGAAAACAACAUUGUCUAUGUGAGUGAAGGUGCCAACACCAUGGAUAUUGGUAGAUCCUACUUUGACGUUCAUGAGCCUAGACAUCGUUUAGAUGCAGGCACUGGCGCUACGAUGGGCGUCGGUAUGGGUUACGCUAUUGGAGCUCAAUCCUACUACGGUGAUACCAAGCGAGUUGUCAGCAUUGUGGGUGAUUCUGCAUUCGGCUUCUCUGCCAUGGAAUUAGAAACAGCUAUCCGUUCUCGUCUGCCGCUCUUGAUCAUUGUCAUCAACAACAAUGGUAUCUAUCAUGGCUUGGAGGAUGAAGAGUACCAUGCUGCUCUCAAGGACGGUACUUUGCCCACUACAUCCCUCUCGGUGGAGACACGUUAUGACUUGAUUUCAGAAGCAUGUGGUGGCAAAGGGUGGUUUGUAAAGAAUAGAGUUGAAUUAGCAAAGGCUGUCAAGGAAGCCCUCGCUGCCAAAGAUCAAACGUGCGUUGUCAAUGUCAUGAUUGCUCCUGGAGGACGAACCAAGUUGGAUUUUGGUUGGAUGCAAAAGACUCAAAAAGCUAGACUGUAA
Messenger RNA from Mucor velutinosus, 1710 nucleotides. RefSeq lists its product as uncharacterized. Gene Ontology annotation, molecular function: thiamine pyrophosphate binding; magnesium ion binding; catalytic activity. Gene Ontology annotation, biological process: fatty acid alpha-oxidation. The record is from RefSeq and is a predicted model, not a curated record. The transcript has 2 exons. Gene Ontology annotation, cellular component: peroxisome. Lineage: Eukaryota; Fungi; Mucoromycota; Mucoromycetes; Mucorales; Mucoraceae. The coding region runs from base 1 to 1710 and encodes 569 amino acids.